AUAAGUAAUGAGAAUGGAUGAUGAAAGAAAGGCAAUGGAAGAGGUUAUGGGAGGUUGUGAGUUUGCUAAACAACUUAGGCAAGUAUUGCUCAAUAAUGAUAAUAAUAAUGAGUUGACAACAACAAUCUCAUUAGCCAAACAUCUUGUCAACAAAGUCAUCAACUCCUUUAACAAUACCCUCUUCCUCUUGGAAAAACAUAUCCCCUCCAUUGGUCCAACUAGAUCUAUGGACUUCAAAAAAAGUUGUAAGAGUACUUCCACACCAAAAGGAUAUUACCAAAGAAGAAAAACUACACAAACAUGGGAGAAUGUGACAAAAACUCUGACAGAUGAUGCCCAUCAAUGGAGAAAGUAUGGUCAAAAGAAGAUCCUCAACUCUCAAUAUCUAAGGAACUACUAUAGGUGUACUUACAAAUUUGAUCAAAGAUGCCAAGCAACCAAACAAGUGCAUAGAAUUCAAGAAAAUCCUCCUUUGUAUAAGACCACUUAUUAUGGUCAUCACACUUGUCAUAACUUACUCAAUCAUGACAUCAUACUUCAUCCCACUUCUCCUCAUGACACUUCAUCCAUAUUGCUUAGCUUUAACAACACAUUCCCAACCAAACAAAAUUGUCAUUUUUUGUCCUCAGAUUCAGUGGAGUGUAAGGAGAAAGUUUCCUCAUCUUCCUUAGAUGAUUAUUUGCUCUUCCUUGAUCCCAUUUUAGAUAAUUUAGAGUAUGUUAGUCCUAUAUCAUCAAAACUUGAUUAUGAUCACAAGGAUGACUUUCAACCUUAUGAUUGGUCUUGAUGAUCUUUGUUUCUUAAAUUAUGUUAGAAUUAUAUUGUAGUAAAUCAAUUUCUCAAAUCCAUUUUUCAUGUACAAGAAGUUAAUAAAAGGAGUUUGAAAUUAUUUCUUACUGUCUAACUAA
Messenger RNA from Cicer arietinum (chickpea), 908 nucleotides. Its product is annotated as WRKY DNA-binding transcription factor 70-like. The record is from RefSeq and is a predicted model, not a curated record. Gene Ontology annotation, molecular function: sequence-specific DNA binding; DNA-binding transcription factor activity. NCBI's taxonomy places the organism in Eukaryota, Viridiplantae, Streptophyta, Magnoliopsida, Fabales, Fabaceae. Gene Ontology annotation, biological process: regulation of DNA-templated transcription.